Molecule: messenger RNA, 1214 nt
Organism: Trifolium pratense (red clover)
Lineage: Eukaryota; Viridiplantae; Streptophyta; Magnoliopsida; Fabales; Fabaceae
Product: 36.4 kDa proline-rich protein
Exons: 2
Coding region: 63-989 (308 amino acids)
Source: RefSeq, a predicted model, not a curated record
GUUUGCCAGCUAGCAAAACUUGGAAGUAACCUUUUGAGUGUAAGAUAUAGCCCCAUGUUCACAUGAUAUGCUAUAAUAAAAUCCCUUUUGUUUUCUUCUCAUACUCUUUAUAUCACUAUUCCUAUUUCCUAUAUAUCACCUCACACUCCCUCCCCUUACAAUCACUCCACAUUACACUCUUAUUUCUCCUCUCUCUCUCUUACCAAUUAAGCAUGGAGUCCUCAAAAUUCUAUGCUUACUUCAUCAUUUGCAUGCUCUUUAUCUCUUCAGCUACACCAAUUCUUGGUUGUGGCACUUGCGGAAACCCUCCGAAAAAACACAAGCCCGGUAAAAAACCAAUCGUAAAACCACCAAGUGUAAAUCCACCGAGUGGGAAACCACCAGUGACAAUACCACCUGUUACCGUUCCUCCAACUUUGCCUAUUCCUAACCUUCCAAUCCCUCCGCUUCCUCACCUUCCAGUCCCGCCAGUCACAGUUCCUAACCUUCCAGUUCCUCCAGUGACCGUUCCAAACCUUCCCGUUCCUCCGGUGAUUCCUCACCUUCCUAACCUUCCAGUUCCUCCAGUGACCGUUCCAAACCUUCCAGUUCCUCCUGUGACAGUUCCUAACCUUCCAAUCCCUCCGGUGCUUAAUCCACCAAGCACAGGAGGGAGUACACCCAAAGGGAGUACACCCAAAGGGAGUACACCUAAAGGUAACUGUCCACCAAAGACUACACCGGUGAAAAACACGUGUCCAAUCGACACUUUGAAAUUGGGUGCUUGUGUUGAUUUGCUUGGAGGAUUGGUACACAUUGGACUUGGUGACCCAACUGCCAACAAGUGUUGUCCUAUUCUUCAAGGACUUGCUGAAAUUGAAGCUGCUGCCUGUCUUUGCACUACUCUUAAGCUCAAGCUUUUGAAUCUUAACAUUUAUGUUCCACUUGCUCUUCAGCUCCUUUUGGCUUGUGGGAAAACUCCUCCUCCUGGUUACACUUGCUCUCUCUAAACCAAUUGAGGAAUGUAUGGUUCAAAUCGACAUGAAAGGAUGUCGAGCCACUCUCUCUUCUCUCUUGAUUGUUGUUUGUAAUUUGUCUAUUAAUUAUUUGUAAAACCAUUUGUUUUUAAUUGAUAUUAAUGUUGCAUGUAUGUUAAUCCUAGGAUAUUAAAGUUGCAGCAAACAUGCUUCUAUGUAACCCUUUAAAAUUAUUCAUUUUAGUUGCGUUUUCCUGAA